Ziziphus jujuba (common jujube) is the source of this 4352-nucleotide messenger RNA. Its product is annotated as type I inositol polyphosphate 5-phosphatase 12. Gene Ontology annotation, biological process: phosphatidylinositol dephosphorylation. The coding region runs from base 460 to 4035 and encodes 1191 amino acids. The record is from RefSeq and is a predicted model, not a curated record. Gene Ontology annotation, molecular function: protein binding; phosphatase activity. The transcript has 10 exons. Lineage: Eukaryota; Viridiplantae; Streptophyta; Magnoliopsida; Rosales; Rhamnaceae.
GAAUUGAUGAUACCAAUUACAAAGAAAUGAAAGCAGCAAGCAAAUAUAGAUAGACAUUAUAUAAAUGGAUGAAUGAAUGAAUGAAUAAUAAGUCAAAGAGUGAGAGAGAGAGAGAGAGAGAGAUGUAAGUACGUGUAUGGGUUAGAGAAGCCCCCGCCCUUUUCUUUGCUACAUUUUCUCUCCUUUCUCUCGGAUCACUCUCCCAUGGACCCUCCUUUCUCUCUUUCUGAUGAUCUCUGAUCUUUGAUCUCUUCUCUCUUCUCUUCUAUUCUAUUCUCUUCUGGUUUUGUUGUUCCCUGCAAAACUAAAACCAAAACAGAAACGGAAAUAAAAUAAUAUAAAAAUAAUAAUAAUAAUAAUAAAAAUAGAGGCAAUCAGCUUUAGCUAUAGAUUUAGUUUUGUUGAUCUCAUCGCUGGGGCUCAGGUAAUUAAUAGCAAAUAUUAAUAUUAUUAAUAAUAAUGGAUGACCGAAUAGAAGACGACGACAGAGAAGCUCUGGCGGGGUUAAGCUCCUCCGCCCAUCCACCACGCAAAUCCCUCUCUUACACCCACCAACUACGUGGGUCGUCCGCCCACAAGCGCCACAACCAGGUCCGCAAGCACAGCCUGGACGACGCCCAGAUUAAUCCCAGGAACAACAACAAUGGUAAUAACAGCAACAUUAACAAUAGCAACAACAACAACGCCGAUCGGUACUGCUCGUCUUCCGACGAUGAUGAAUUCUUUCCCUACUCCUGCAACUCUGCCCCUGCUUCCGGCGAUCACGAGGAGGACUACCUGUCUCAGAGGAUCGACCAGGGCCUUAGCAUGGACGUGGUGGGUUCUGCGGACCAAUGUCAACCUCUUCCGGAGUUCAUCGGCAGCGGCGGCGGCACCGGCAUCUUCAAGGUGCCAACCCGCGCGGCAGUGCAUCCAGGACGGCCACCGUGCUUGGAGCUGAGACCCCAUCCGUUAAGGGAGACGCAGGUGGGGAAAUUCCUGAGGAACAUCGCAUGCACGGAGACGCAGUUGUGGGCAGGUCAGGAGUCGGGGGUGCGAGUGUGGAACUUGCAGGAAGGGUAUGAGCCAGGAAGUGGGCUGGGAGGGAGAGUGAUGAGAGGAGAUGAAGACGCUGCUCCAUUCCAUGAAUCCGCAAACACCCCUCCCGUCAUGUCCUUGAUGAUUGAUGAUGGCAAUCGCCUCGUUUGGACUGGCCAUAAGGAUGGCAAGAUUCGCUCUUGGCGGAUGGAUAAGCCUCUUUCUCUUUCUCUUUCUGACCAUUCUCCUUUCAAGGAAGGUCUUUCAUGGCAGGCCCAUCGCACUCCUGUUCUUGCCAUCACUAUGACCUCUCAUGGUGAUCUAUGGUCUGGUUCUGAAGGUGGCAUUAUUAAGAUCUGGCCUUGGGAAUCCAUUGAAAAAUCUCUCUCUCUCAAAUCCGAGGAAAGAUAUAUGGCUGCUUUACUGGUGGAGAGAUCUUACAUUGACCUUAGGAACAAAGUCACUGUUAACGGUGUUUGUAGCAUUUCUUCUCAAGAUGUUAAGUGCUUAUUAUCCGAUCAUGGUAGAGCUAAAGUUUGGUGUGCUAGUGCUCUGUCCUUCUCAUUGUGGGAUUCUCGUACGAGGGAGCUUGUUAAAGUGUUUAAUAUAGAAGGACAGAUAGAGAAUCGAGUGGACAUGUCAUCGGUCCAGCAAGAUCAGGUUGCAGUGGAAGAUGAGAUGAAGGUCAAAUUUGUUUCCACAUCAAAGAAGGAGAAAUCCCAGGGCUUUCUACAGAGAUCAAGGAACGCUAUUAUGGGAGCUGCAGACGCUGUUCGUAGAGUUGCAACUAGAGGAGCAGGGGCAUUUGUAGAAGAUAAUACCAAGAGGACUGAAGCUCUGGUGCUUGCAGCAGAUGGCAUGAUAUGGAGUGGAUGUACUAAUGGCUUACUAAUUCAGUGGGAUGGGAAUGGGAACCGAGUUCAAGAUUUCAAUCCCCAUCCUUGUGCCGUUCAAUGCUUUUGUACAUUUGGAACACGAAUUUAUAUUGGCUACGUGAGUGGGAUUGUUCAGGUAAUGGAUCUGGAUGGAACGCUGAUUGCAGGAUGGGUUGCUCAUAGUAGUCCUGUGAUAAAGUUGGCAGUAGGAACUAACUAUGUUUUUAGCCUGGCUACUCACGGUGGUAUACGUGGAUGGAACAUAACAUCUCCAGGACCCAUUGAUAACAUAUUACGAGCAGAAUUGGCUGGAAGAGAGAAGACAUAUACCAGAAGAAACAAUGUCAGAAUUUUGAUUGGAACGUGGAAUGUUGGUCAAGGAAGAGCCUCCCAUGAUGCACUUAUGUCUUGGUUGGGUUCUGCUGUGCCAGAUGUUGGCAUUGUUGUUAUAGGGUUGCAAGAAGUAGAAAUGGGCGCAGGCUUUCUUGCCAUGUCUGCGGCUAAAGAAACUGUAGGACUUGAAGGGAGUUCUGUUGGACACUGGUGGCUGGACAAUAUAGGGAAGGCCUUAGAAGAAGGAAAAACUUUUGAACGUAUGGGUUCAAGGCAGCUAGCAGGCUUGCUCAUAUCUCUUUGGGUAAGAAAGAAUCUUAGGACACAUGUUGGAGAUAUUGAUGCUGGAGCAGUUCCAUGCGGCUUUGGUCGUGCUAUUGGUAAUAAGGGAGGUGUAGGUUUGAGAAUUAGAGUGUUUGAUCGUAUAAUGUGCUUUGUGAACUGUCAUUUGGCUGCACAUUUGGAAGCUGUGAAUCGCAGAAAUGCUGAUUUCGAUCACAUUUAUCGAAGCAUGGUGUUCAACAGAUCUUCAACACUACUUAACAAUGCGGCUGGUAUGGUGCGAUUCCUGUUUUUGUGUUGCUCUCUUGUCUUGUCCACGUAUUUAUUAUGGCUGCUUUAUUCUUCUGGCUUGCCAUUGGUCCUCUCUGUUGCAGCUGGUGUCUCAACUUCUGUUCAGAUGACUCGUGGCGCAAAUGCUAUGGGAGGCAACUCUGAAGAUCCAAGGCCUGAAUUAACUGACGCAGACAUGGUAGUGUUCUUUGGUGAUUUCAAUUACCGCCUUUUUGGCAUAUCAUAUGAUGAAGCAAGGGACUUUGUUUCGCAAAGAUGCUUUGAUUGGCUGAGAGAAAAGGACCAGCUCAGGGCAGAGAUGAAAGCUGGCAGAGUUUUUCAAGGAAUGCGUGAGGCCCUCAUCAAAUUCCCUCCCACUUACAAGUUUGAAAGGCACCAACCUGGUUUGGGAGGAUAUGAUUCUGGCGAGAAAAAACGAAUUCCAGCAUGGUGUGACAGAAUAAUAUAUCGAGACAACCGGUCGGGACCAGUGGCAGAGUGCAGCUUGGAAUGCCCUGUAGUCUCAUCAAUAUUACAGUACGAGGCACGCAUGGAUGUGACUGACAGUGAUCAUAAACCUGUGAGGUGCAAAUUCAGUGUUCAAAUUUGCUAUGUUGAUAGAUCAGUGAGGAGAAAGGAAUUUGGGGAAAUUUUCACAGGCAAUGAGACAAUACAGUCUCUGCUGAAAGAUUCAUAUUAUGUUCCAGAAACCAUUGUCAACACGGACAACAUAAUGCUUCAAAAUCAGGACACAUUCAGUCUCCGCAUCACAAAUAAAUGUUCCAAGGAUAUUGCUAUAUUUAAAAUCAUCUGUCAAGGUCAGUCCACUAUCAAGGAUGGCGAAGACCGUGAAUAUCAUCCAAGAGGUUGCUUUGGCUUUCCUCGAUGGCUUGAGGUGACACCAGCAGCGGGCAUGAUAAAACCAGAACAUUAUGCAGAGGUUUCAGUGCAUCAUGAAGAAUCUCAUACCCUGGAAGAGUUUGUUGAUGGCAUCCCACAGAACUGGUGGUGUGAGGACACCAGAGACAAGGAAGUGAUAUUGAUGGUGAAUGUCCAAGGUUGUUCCUCCACCCAAUCUUACAGUCACAGAAUCCAUGUGCGUCAUUCCUUCUCAGGCAAGACUCUCCGUGUUGACUCUGCCACCAACAACUCAAGGAAAAACAAUCACCACCCCACCGAAGUUCGUCAUUCCAGCUAUUCCUCUGACACCGAGAAACCCGUGAAGCAAGAAACUAGGAGCACUGAUAGUUUAAGGUAGAUGGGAGUGUCAUCUGGCUCCAAGCUGCAUUUUCCUCCAACAACUUUUGAUGUAUGUAUAUAUGCCAAGGAAUCCUGGUUGCCAUUUCAGUAGCUUCACUCAUAACUUUUGCACUUUCAACCAUCUUUGCUGUGGUAUUCUACAUGGCCAUAGAAUGAAAAUGUAACAAACCAGCUUUUUAUGAGCACGUUGGCUUUUCUAAACCAAAAAAGAAAAACGGUUCUAGGGAUCACCUAACCCCAAAGAGAAAACGAGUCUGCAGUUUCUCUAAACGUGUAAGCGUAUAGCAAUAAUUAUACUAUAUUUAUUUUUUUGAA